UGACUGUCCCUGCUUGGUGACAAGAGGCUAGUCAAAUGUUGAUAUACACAAAAGCUGCAUUCCUCAUCUUUUCUCUUGCCUUUACAACCACAUUUGAGAAAAGAUUACCAGUGGUGAGAAUCUUCGACAUGAACAACCACUUUCACAGAAACUGAAGCUGCUGGUUUGCAUCUAAUUCCAUAAUUUACAUCAAUCCAGAAAAAAAGGAGAUAAAGUAUGUACCAUGCCCAAAGGAAAGGGAGCCAAAGGCACAAAGGUGUCCCUGAAGAUUGCCAAAAAGGCAAUACGGAUGACCCCAGAUGGACAGAGGAGACUCACCCUUAGCAACAUGGGUUUAACCAGCUUCCCAAAGUGUCUCCUCAAACUGACCAACGUGGACGAGUUAGACCUCAGCCGCAACCUCAUACAGAAACUCCCAGACAACAUCGGGAACUUCUCAUCACUCAGAUGGCUGGAUCUGCACAGCAACAAGCUGGAGUCUGUGCCAGAGUCCAUUGGAAAUCUGGUGGAACUGACCCACCUAAACCUCUGUAACAACCGCCUAAACUCUGCUGGUUUACCUUCCACGCUGGGCUCCCUCACCAACCUGAAGAGUCUCAAUCUAGGAAUGAAUCAGUUGGACGCCCUUCCUCCCACCUUAGUGGCCCUAAACAACCUCCAAGAGCUAGGCCUGUUUGAUAACCUCUUCAUCAAGAUGCCAGAGUUUGUGAGAGUUCUACGCAACCUCACCAAGGUGAAUGUGAAACGAAAUCCUCUAUCGUAUGUUCAAGGGGAUGGCAAGGGAAUGCUGAAGAAAAAGGCGGAGCCAGAGGAAGAUGUGCACCUGGUUCAUGAGAGCAGUCUUUGUACGACAUGCCUUAAGAGAUGUAAAGCAGAGAGGGAGAGGCUUAUCACAGAAGGACAAAGAGGAAGGGGAGUAAGAGGAAGUUGUGGUGGUGAUGUUCUUGAGGAGAAAAGAAUAAGGACUUUUUCUGGACUGAUGACACCCAACUCAAUAGCUAUAGUCAAUCAGGAUGUGUGGAGAAUAAGAGGUAAGGUGGAAUACAAGAAAAUGAAAUAACCAGACAGCUGCUAAUGUUACCUUGUUACAAAACAAGUGGAAGAGACAUUUUAGCACAACUUAAAGUUUAAUAUAUACGCAAAAUAUCUAGCUUUAUGUUUCACCACUUUUCUUUAUGCAUUUCAUAUUUCAACUGAUGAAAUGAAACAAAUGAUUUCUCCACAUAUUGCUGCAAGACUGUAACUAACUGAUAACACUUACUUGGCAUUAGCAAUGACCUCAGCGACUCCUCUGCCUUUUAAUGCUGGUACUACAGCGGUCAACCUGCAGGGAGAAAGAGGAAGGGAAAGAUUAGUGUUAGGAU
Amphiprion ocellaris (clown anemonefish) is the source of this 1364-nucleotide messenger RNA. It is a transcript of the gene lrrc18a, whose product is annotated as leucine rich repeat containing 18a. Bases 224 to 1060 code for a protein of 278 amino acids. Lineage: Eukaryota; Metazoa; Chordata; Actinopteri; Pomacentridae. The record is from RefSeq and is a predicted model, not a curated record. Gene Ontology annotation, molecular function: protein binding. The transcript is spliced from 3 exons.